GGAAUCUUGCCUUCGUUCAGUUCUUUGGCAGCAAUCUCGAGAGGGUCGGUCAUGCCCUCCACGUCGAUGAGUACGGGUGCGUUGCCGCUGGCAAGAGUGUCAGCUUAAAUCCUUUGCUGUCCUCCUUCCACGGUGGAGACGCAAAUGCUAACCCACCUAAUCUGAAGAGCCCUUGUACCCAGGAUGCGCGCCUUCUCGUACUUGGUCAUGUAGGGCGUCGUCACGCGCUCAUCUUUGGGCACCUUCUUCGACUUCAGCGCUUGUACCGUGUUGUUGUUCGCAGCUUUGGCCGCCGCGGCUGCGCUUGGGUCUCCGCUCUCGACAAUAUUGGUCUCUUGGUUCUGUUCGACCGUCUCAGGAUCCUCAGUUUGGCCGCCGUCCUGCUCCUGGACGUCGUCUUCGUAGAGCUCCGGCUCUGCCUCCUCGUCGUAGUAUGGCUCCUCCACAUAUCCUCCCGCAUCGUAAUCAUCGCCGCCGCCGUAGUCAGACAUGGUCGAGGUAGUAAGCAAAUGGCUCUGUGUGCGUCUUCGACCUUCGUUCGCUGCGAGGUUGAGUAGGGAAGCUGGGGAUGGGAGAAUGCGCCGCGGCCUGAAAGAAACGCGAAGACGAGGAGCAAAAAGCUGUCGUCCAAUCACGUGCGGGUCUGUUUCUAGCGCAACGCACAGGUCGCGAAGUCUUGGCGUGCUUCGGCUUUUGAUUUUGGUUCGCUUUCUCGACAGCGCUCAGCUUGCCCGUGUUGCUGUGCAAUGCAAUGCAAUGGCCGUCAAGCGUAAAGAUGCCGGCAUUGGGGACUCGUCGUCACGGAAGAAGUCUCGACUUGAGGCGGUAGGAGACGAGGCUCAGGGCAUUUUCGUCCCCGAAGAGGGGUUCCCAUCCGACGACUCCACGGAGUAUGUCGUUAACUACACGGACAAUGGCACCAAGCGUGCGGCGAGCGAGGCCCGGCGAGCAUGGAACUAUGUGUGCGAGGUCGAAGGCUGCGGGCAACGCUUCAAUCGUCCGUGUCGCCUGGAAGCUCAUAUGCGGAGCCACAACAAGGAGCGACCCUUUGCAUGCCCGCACCACGGGUGCGGCAAGACCUUCCCUCGCAAAGACCAUCUUCAACGACAUCUGAGGAACUCCCACGCUGAACCCGAACGGAACUUUGUGUGCGAUUGGGAAGGUUGUGACAAGACGUUCACAUCCAAUGGCAGACUUGAGCGGCACAAGGACGUACACGAGUCCAAGUACUACUGCACUGGCUAUCCGCCGUGCAAUGAGGCAUUCCGAAAGGAGAAGACGCUCGAGGCGCACAUCAAGUCUCAGCACAUGCAAGCGAAGCCGUAUCCCUGCACAUUCGUCGACUCGGAGACCGGCGAACGAUGCACAAACGGAUACCAGACUGAGGGGGCCCUCCGUCGCCAUAUGGUAAAUGCGCAUUUGGAGGACAAAGAGGAUGAGCAUUUCUGUAUGGUCUGCAUUCCACCAGAGACAGGAGUCGAAACGAUUGUGAACCAGGCUGGGGAGACGGUAACCGUUCCAAAAGAGCCGCUCUCCUUCGCGAGUUACGAUGAGCUUAAAGCCCACUUGCGCGAAGUUCAUCCUCCGGCCUGCUCCCAGUGUGGCACCAAGUUCAAGAACCAGCAAGGCCUCAAAUCCCACAUCGAGACAGUUCAUGCCGAUCCGGCGACCCAGCCCAAGUUCCCUUGCCCGCGGCCGGGCUGCGGUAGUGUCUUCAACAGGAAGCACAACCUCAACGUCCACAUCCAAGCUGUCCAUGAUAAACAAUUCAAGUUCAUUUGUGCGUCUGGAGCAAUGAACAGCUCAAAACACCCAGACCUUCAGUGCUGGAAUGGAGAAAACGCUUGCGGCGCGGCUUUCAAGGCAAAAUCCUCCUUGGAGCAGCACAUCAGGACGCACCAUCUAGGCCUUCAGAACCGCAAGGCCACUCGAAAGCAAAGGAAGAAGAACCCGCAACCGUCUACACUCACACUCCUAACCGGUAUCGGUUACGAGAAAGGAAGAGAAGUUCCUUGCUUGUUCAAGGACUGCAAAUACCGGUUCUACAUGGACCGCGAUCUGCGUAGACAUCUUCGCGCUGCUCACGAAAUGUCAGAAGAGGCGGUCGAGGGCAUGAUCACCGAGCGUGACGCUCUGACGGGCGGCCAGUUCUGGAUUGGCGGUCUGGAUGAACCAAUGUCUAUGUUCGACUCUACAGAGCCGAGUGUGCCGCAGACGCCAUAUUAUAUUGACCAGCCUAUGGGUAUGCUCGACGGCGUUGAAGCUUAUGCCAAAGGGAACGAAGCGCAGCACGGGUUCUUUGAUCCUCAGUUGGGCGACUUACCGAUGUUUGACGCUGAGGAGGCUGAGAUGGACGCGGCUAUGGGCUUGGAUACCUUAGCACCCGCUGUCGAUGCACAGGAAGGGCUGCAUUGGGAUAUGCUGGCCCCUAUUGAGCAGUUCGACUUUGAGAAGAUGCAAGGUUGAAGGAGGAUGUCCGAUGACUGACGCAGGGCGCCUCCUGACUGGAGUGACCCGCCUUGGAUGGUACAUAAUAGAGAUACAGAUCUUGCUGUGCCUUGCGAGGAUUCGUACGUGGGAUACACGGGCGUGAGAUGCACCUUUCUCGUAUUGAUUUGGAACGACAUUGAGAUACCCAGAUAGCGAAAUUCCGGAGUUC
This is a messenger RNA of Trematosphaeria pertusa, 2659 nucleotides long. RefSeq lists its product as uncharacterized. The transcript is spliced from 2 exons. The coding region runs from base 490 to 2466 and encodes 658 amino acids. NCBI's taxonomy places the organism in Eukaryota, Fungi, Ascomycota, Dothideomycetes, Pleosporales, Trematosphaeriaceae. Gene Ontology annotation, biological process: regulation of transcription by RNA polymerase II. Gene Ontology annotation, cellular component: nucleus. The record is from RefSeq and is a predicted model, not a curated record.